AUGUACCCAUCGUAUUAUUUGGUAUUGCUUAUAUUGCCGUUGUACAUCGCACAAAUAACGGUAUCAAAUGAAGGUAAUGAGGCAAUACAAGCAGCAAUAAAAAAUGAAGAAAUAAGUACUACGACUAAUGACAGUAAAGCAAACGAAAAACGGUACAAAUGUGAAGUAUGCGAUAAGCAGUUCGGAUGUUCAGGCACUCUGAAACGCCAUAAGGUGAUACAUACCGAUGAAAAAAAUUACAUAUGUAAAGUAUGCAAUAAAGUAUUCCAAAGGUCCGACUAUCUGAAGAACCACCAAGUGACGCACGGAAACCAACGACCAUUCAAAUGUUACGUGUGCAAUAAAACAUUCAAAUGGUCCGGCAAUCUGAAGAAACACAAAUUAACGCACGAAGACGAACGACCAUUCAAGUGUCACGUUUGCAACAAAACAUGCAAACGGUCCGGUGAUUUGAAAAUACACAAAUUGUCGCACGGAAACGAGCGACCAUUCAAAUGCUGUGUGUGUAAUAAAACAUUCAAACGGUCCGGCGAACUGAAGAAACACAAUUUGACGCACGGAAACGAACGACCAUGUAAAUGUCACAUGUGUAGUAAAACAUUCAAAGUAUCUAGGAAUCUGAGGAGACACAUGUUGACGCAUGAAAACGUGCGGUCAUUCAAAUGUGCUAUUUGCGAUAAAGCAUUCAAACAGCGCUGCGCUCUGAAAGAACAUAUGAUGACACAUACGGACUUUGAAAAGGUACUGAAAUGCAACAUAUGUGAUAAAGCAUUCAAAGGAUUCCGAAAUCUGAAGAGACACAAAUUGGCGCACGGAAAAAUACGAUCAUUUAAAUGUGAAGUAUGUGGUAAUGCAUUCAAAGAAUCCGGAAAUCUGAAGAGGCACAAAAUGACGCACGGAAACGAACGACCAUUCAAAUGUCACGUGUGCAAUAUAACAUUCGGAAGGUUUGGUAGUCUGAAGAGACAUCAAUUGACGCACGAAAACAUACGACCAUUCAAAUGUGAAGGAUGUGGUAAGACUUUUACUCGAAAGGAUAAAUUGAAAGCACACUUUAAUACACAUAAAAGUUUCAGUAAAAAGCUAUAUUCUACAGAAAGCUCCUUAAAAAUGUUGAUAUCAGAUGCCAUCGACACAGGGAUAUCAAUUAGGGAAAUAAUUAGAUUCGCAGGACUGUAA
This is a messenger RNA of Cercopithifilaria johnstoni, 1179 nucleotides long. NCBI's taxonomy places the organism in Eukaryota, Metazoa, Nematoda, Chromadorea, Rhabditida, Onchocercidae. The record is from the annotation of a GenBank genome assembly.